UGCACCCAGCAGGCUUUCAGCGCAGCUUUCCAGUAAAGCUAAAGCUCUCUCAACCGUGAUUUCAUUUCCAGCAGGACUAAGUCAGUUUGGUCAGUUUGCAGUUCAUCGUUUACAGCAAGCUGCACCAUCGAUGGGGUUGGUAAAAAGAGGGAGGCACAGCAGAUGUGUUUUUCUUGGCUGUUAAAAUCUGGAGAGGAGUUUCAGUAGGCAGAGAAAGCUACAACCUGGCAACUUGAAAAAGAAGACGAGGACAGAAUCUGAAGGACGCUGCAUAGAAUCAUACAGUCCAAGGUAAUCAUGCAAGCUGGAGGAUGCCAACGGGGCAGCGUUGUUCUGUUUACAUUGGCUAUACUGGUCCUGUUGAUGGUCUGCACAGUCCUGGGCUGUCGGAUUGGCUCAGGGUCAGAGUGUGAGAAAGCCCCUUUUGUCCCGGGCCACAACCUGGCAGGGGAGGGUUUUGAUGUGGUACGGAUGCGUCGUACAGGGGCAUACGUCAUCAAUGUCAAAGCUCACCUGGCUGACAACCGCACCUGUACACUGUGUCCAAACCGUUUCCAAGGAGGACAGAUUCAGAGGCUCCCAGCUGCAGUGCUGGACUGGCGUCCCUUCAGCCGCUGUAGUAAGCAGCUUUCGAGCGCCCUCCACCACUCUGUGGACUCCCUGCUGCGCAGCUCCAGCUCCCUGGUGAACAACAACUGGGGCCUGGGCUUGAGCUUAGAUAAUAUUGGAAAUGGAGUGCUGGGAGGAAGUCGCUCUGACUUGGCUAAGUUUGCUCGUUCGCAGCACAGUGUGGACAAGGCCACUUUCGCCAUACAUGAAAUCAGUUGCACCUACUACAGCUACAGGCUGGCUGACCAUCCACAGCUGAGCGCAGAGUUCACAAAGCAUCUGAAGAGACUCCCACAGAGCUUAAACACAAGCCAGAACAAAGCCCUGUAUAGACGGUUGAUAGACACCUAUGGAACACACUACAUACACCAGGUGCAGCUUGGUGGUAAGGUGAAGCGAAUCACCGCCUUCAGGACCUGCCUAGCCACACUGAAGGGUUUCUCAGAGACCGACAUAAAAAACUGCCUGAAUUUUGAACUACGGAUGGCUCUCGGUUUCCUCCCCGGCAAUGCUUCCUUCUCCAACAAGUGCGACAACCUCCUUAAGGGUAACAUGAGCAUGGGCUUCUACCAAGGCUUCAUGACCCACAAGAUUGAGGUGAUAGGAGGGGAGAGGUACUUCCCCGACAUCCUCUACCACGAUGACCCAUCUGAAGCGUACCAGAGCUGGAUGAGUAGCCUCCAUGACAACCCUGAUGUGGUUUCUUACGCCAUCUUCCCUCUGCAUCACCUGGUGGAGGACUCACAGAUCAGUGCUAAUCUGAGAAGCACUAUCACAGAGUACAUCAAAGAUAACCAGCUGCAGGAGGACCUGCUUGGUUUAAAGAACUGCUCCCCGACUCCCAACCUGGACCACAACUGCUGUCCUCUGCGUGCUGGUAGAGGAUCUCUCAGACUGGAGAUCCACAGAGCUGCAGGUCUGAGGGCGGACACCUUCACAAAAACAGACGCCUAUGUGAAGAUCUUCUAUAACGGCAUUUACGAGGAGACCGAGACGGUGAUGGACAACAACGACCCAGUGUGGAAUGUGACUUACGACUUUGGAUCGGUGGAACUGGGUCAAGAGCUGAGGUUUGAAGUCUGGGACAGAGAUGUUCUUUACAAUGAUGUAGCAGGUAGAUGUCUUGUCUUCCCUGAGCGAGGAACUCACUCUCUAAGCUGUCAGCUGAGCAAAGGAGUUCUCUACUUCACCUACAGCAUCAAAUGUGAUGCUCACUUAACAGGCUUCAGGUGUGGACGAUACUCCCCCAAUGCUUAGUAGAUUAUUAGAUUAUAGCGUUGAUAUAGAUAUUAGCAGUUUCUUAAUGUUAAAACUUUCUAGUUUCAGAUAUUCAUUUCCCUUGCAUUUUAAACCGGAAACAUCUGUCUUUAACCCAAUUUUAUAAUGUUAAGUUUCGAAAAUCAUUUAGUAUUCAUUCUUUAAAAAAAAAAAAAAAGUCAUCAGUUGUCGAUGCCAAUGUCUUGUAAUAUUUCAGUAUUAACUAACCAAAGUGCUCGCAAUAAAGUGUUGGUGUUUUUGUCUUA
Molecule: messenger RNA, 2132 nt
Organism: Centropristis striata (black sea bass)
Lineage: Eukaryota; Metazoa; Chordata; Actinopteri; Perciformes; Serranidae
Gene: prf1.5
Product: perforin 1.5
Exons: 5
Coding region: 298-1866 (522 amino acids)
Biological process (GO): immune response
Cellular component (GO): membrane attack complex
Source: RefSeq, a predicted model, not a curated record